Messenger RNA from Rhizophagus irregularis DAOM 181602=DAOM 197198, 1194 nucleotides. RefSeq lists its product as uncharacterized. Lineage: Eukaryota; Fungi; Glomeromycota; Glomeromycetes; Glomerales; Glomeraceae. The record is from RefSeq and is a predicted model, not a curated record. Gene Ontology annotation, molecular function: protein binding.
UAUUGUAACAUUGAUGAUUUUUCGUAUAUAAAAAAGCCUCUGCUUUUACAAAUUUAUUUUUUUUUUUAAAAAAAAAAUUACAUCUCAUUAGACUUUAGAAAUGGUUAAAAACAAUAAUAAAGGCACAGGCCCUAGUGAUGACUCGAGCUCGAAGUCGAGCGGAUUUGCUUUGACGAUUACACCUUUCACUGGACUUACUUUGUUAGCGUUACUUGUUGCCGUGUUAUUCUCAUGGGAUCAAUAUAGAGGUGGAGAUUUAGCAGUUUGCGAUUUAAUUAAACCGGAUUAUAAUGAUAGAACCGAAUGGAUUACUAUGCCUGAUCAUAGAAACAAGGAAGAGUAUCUUAAAUAUGAACCAGGAACCUUUGUUUACAGACACAUAUAUAUGGAAAAUUUUGAGGAAGUAUUUGGCGUGAAACCAAUAUAUUUUCCAAUCAUUGAUGAUGAUAUUUCUCCUUAUUUGGCCAAGCAUAAUCUAAGAGCCCGUUUAUUAAAUUCCACUGAUAUUAAUCAAAGUACUGUUCAAGCACUUCUUAGAGAAUCUGAUAAUUAUAUUCCACAAGUUGAAAAGAUAAAAUAUGAGGUCGGAAAUGGAACUUUUGUCGAUGAUGGUGGAAUUUAUAUUCGUUGGAUUAAUGAUAUUGUAAGAUAUGGAAUGUAUGCUUCCAAAACUUUCCAAAGAAGAGAUAUAUUGGGAGUCUAUUCUGGAUUGGUAACACGUCAACUCACUGAUCUUGAAUAUGCUUGGGAAUUCAAUUAUCUUGUUGAUGUCAAAGAUGAAGAAGAUAAGAAGAUAAGAGUUUGUAUUGAUGCAAAACACAUGGGAAAUUAUAUGCGUUUCGCUAAUCACAGAGAUACAAAUCAAAAUGGAGAUCAACUUUACGUUGUUUAUAAUGAUCUUUGGCACGUCCUUUAUAUCGCUCAAGCGGAAAUUAAACUCCAUGAACAAAUUUUUGUCAACUAUGGACAAGGAUACUGGGAAAACAAAAAGAAAUAUGACUUUUAAGGAAAAAAACGUCGACAUAUCUCUAAAAAGUUCGAAUAAUUUAGUAAUAAUUUAUACUAACACAAAAUUUUUUUUUUUAAUUUUGUGUCAAAUUUAAUUGUAUUUAAAAAGUAGAAAAAAAAAGAAAAAAAAAUUUUUUAAAUAAUUUGUUUUAUUUCAGUUAUAGAAUAUUGAUUUAUUUACAUAUG